Messenger RNA from Diorhabda carinulata, 7242 nucleotides. RefSeq lists its product as uncharacterized. Gene Ontology annotation, cellular component: extracellular region. Gene Ontology annotation, molecular function: chitin binding. Lineage: Eukaryota; Metazoa; Arthropoda; Insecta; Coleoptera; Chrysomelidae. The transcript is spliced from 5 exons. The record is from RefSeq and is a predicted model, not a curated record. Bases 171 to 2150 code for a protein of 659 amino acids.
CAAGACCCUUCCCAAUAGCCUCGUGACCUGGUUAACUAGCGUCUCGGCUGUGUGUUUUCAUCUCGCGUACAGUUUCUUAUUAUUUUACGGUGCAUCGCAUCUUCCGCGGUGUGAUUUCUUCGAAACAAUUGUGUUUUUCGUAUUUUUUCUAAAGAGGUUCGCGAAUUAGAAUGAUUUGGAUUUAUGUGAUCGGGAUUUUUUGUAUGGUUUGCGGGGGGUUUCUCAAUGCCCAACAGAUCCCUAAAACUUCGUUUUCUUGCGAUGGCAGACCUUCUGGCUAUUACGCAGAUGUGACCACAGGAUGUCAGGUUUAUCAUAUGUGUGACGGUCUAGGUAGGAAGUUCAGUUAUACAUGUCCGAACGCUACACUUUUCCAACAACGCAUGUUGAUAUGCGACCAUUGGUAUAUGGUAAACUGCAGCAGAGCUACCCAAGAUUACAGCGCUAACCUACUCAUCGGUCAAAGAAACAAACCUUUCCUGGAUAAUGUUGGAUCAAAUACAUUUUCUAGAACUCCCAGACCCGAUUUAUUAGAUGCACCAUCUAAUUUCACGGAAUUAAAUAUUGUUUACAGGACUGGUGAUAAAAAUCUGUCACCAAGAGACUUUGUAGGUGUUGAAAGUGAAGAUGAAAAUUUUACCGAUGAACCAACUUAUUUUCCUCCCAGUUACUGGUCUACCGAAAUAGGAAGACGACCAUCAACUCCCGAGCCAGAGGCGAAUAAUUAUCAAUAUAAUCGUCAGAACGUACAAACACAAAGCCGCAUUUCCAAAAAUAGAGGCAAAGCUAUAGAUUUUUCUUCUCCAAAUUUCAACGGGAACAAUUUGGUGAAAAAUACCAAAUCGAACUUCAAAGCAAGACCUUCAGUUUAUCCUCAAUUAGCUGAAGCUUCAAUACAACCCCACGAUAAUAUAGGAUCAGUACAAUCUAGCAUAGUACAAGAUUUACCAUUAGAUCUAUUACCACCAGACGUUUCUAAUCAAGAUAACAUCGGUUCUACGUUGAAACCAGCAUCAGAAGAUGAAGAUAACCGAUCGAAAAUUAAUUACAGAUCAAGAUUUAGAGCCACUACUCCAGUUUAUCCUCUUACAUUAGAUUCAACUAGCCAAGAUCCAUACCAAAUAGGAAUCCUUCCUCCAAAAGAAUCUGGUCUCAACUUCGAAUCUAAUUUUAAAGCUACUACUCCUCAAUAUCCUUCUUCUGUCGAGUCGACAAGUGUCCCACCAGACGAAGCGGGCUUAUUACCACCACACAAAGACGCGGUAUCACAAGAAAACAACAAUGAUAAAAUAAUUGUUAACUUUGAUUCUGAUUUCAAAGCUACAACUCCGAAUUACCCUACGUUCGUUGAACAGACCAGUGUUAAUCCAAUAGAGGUGGGAGUAUUGCCGCCUAAAGAGAACGGAGACAUUGCUAGCAUCAAUUUUCAAUCAAAUUUUAGAGCUACAACGCCCCAGUAUCCUCCGUAUGUUGAUCCUACCAGUCCAGAUCCUAAAGAAGCAGGAUUACUACCGCCAAAUGAUCAAAAUACUUAUGUUAACUUUGAGUCUAAAUUCAAAGCGACAACUCCUCAAUAUCCUCCUUACGUAGAUCCCACGAGUCCUGAUCCAAACGACGUUGGAUUGAUACCUCCCAAGAAUUUGAAUAAAGUCGUAUUUAAAUCGAGUUUUAAAGCUACGACUCCUCGAUACCCAACUUCUGUGGAAACUACGAGUCCUAAUCCUUUUGAUGUUGGUUUAAUAGCUCCAGAAGAAACUAUAGUUAAUUUCCAUUCGGAUUUUAGAGCUACGACACCAAAUUAUCCCACUUAUGUAGAACCUACUAGUCCAGAUCCUAGGGAAGCCGGUUUACUAGCCCCCCAACCUGACAAAUUGACAGGUUUCGAUAAUAAAGAUAAGAAAUCGACCGAUUGGUCAGUACCGUCGAAAUUCUAUCAACCACCGAUCUUGGAAUCGGAUUAUAACGUCGGGGAAGAGGAAUUGCAAGAGAUUCCCGGUAUAAAACUGUUGAAUUUUAUGAAGUCUUUCAACAACGAACAAUGGCAAGAAGUGCGACAAGCGUUCCGUAUACCGGAAUAUGAUUUUCCGUUGGAUGACGCUACUAGGCCGAGCUAUAAUAGCGUUAUCAAUUCUUUCGAACCUAGCAGAUAGUGAAAUUUCGAAUUGAGUGUUUUUAUAUAUUGGUAAACCUUAGCGUGGGGGUGAUAAUGACUUUCAAUAGAUGAGAAGAAGCUUUCCACGAACUUAAUGCGACACGCGGGUGUGUACUUUAUGUAUAUCAUAAAAUUCGCAAGACUUUGCGUUGUUGAGGUAUUUCGAAAAUAUCAUGCGUAGUUCACGGGAAGCCUUCAAUUUUUGAAUUAUUUAUGCAAUUUUCUAAAGAAAUUUCCUUAUUUAGUUUUCGAUUUUUUUUAAUUUUCGUUUCCAGACUUCAAAAUAUGUAUUGAACCUUUCAGGAAGAUUUAGGAAAUAAUCAAAUUUACUAGGUUUUCCUGCUGGAAUUCCAAGAAAAAUAGAAAGCGGGAGCUUUUCCCAGAAAGUGAUUAGAUUUUCCGUGAACCAUCAGAAACUUCGUAGAAUUGAUGUAAUUUUCCCAAGAAAUUGGGAAAAUAAACAUUGACAUUCAAUGAAAUUUCUCUAUUUUUCAUAAAUUCGCAGAAUUUUCCAGAAAUUACUAGGAUUUUUUUGGAAAUUCUGAGAAAACCUUCAAUUUUCGAGUUAUUUAUGAAAUUUUCUAGAGAAAUUUGUCAGAAAAGUGUAAAACCUGAUUAACACUCGAAAAAAACUUUUCGUUUUUUCGAAAUUUCACAAGAAUUUCCUUAUACAACUCUAUUUUCCGGAAAACUCUUUGAGAGUUAUUCAGUUUUCGAAUUUUUUGGAAUUAUUCACAACGUUUAAAGAUUUAAAUUUUUCGGAAUUACUGCGAAAAUUCUGAGACUUGAUUGAAAUUUAAUGAAAUUUCUCUAUUUUCCGUAAAUUCACAGAAUUUUCCAGAAAUUACUAGGAUUUUUUUGGAAAUUCUGAGAAAACCUUCAAUUUUCGAGUUAUUUAUGAAAUUUUCUAGAGAAAUUUCUCAGAAAAGUGUAAAACCUGAUUAAAACUCGAGAAAAACUUUUCGUUUUUUCGGAAUUUCACAAGAAUUUCCUUAUACAACUUUAUUUUCCGGAAAACUCUUUGAGAGUUUUCAGUUUUCGAAUUUUUUGAAAUUAUUCACAACGUUUAAAGAUUUAAAUUUUUCGGAAUUACUGCGAAAAUUCUGAGACUUGAUUGAAAUUUAAUGAAAUUUCUCUAUUUUCCGUAAAUUCACAGAAUUUUCCAGAAAUUACUAGGAUUUUUUUGGAAAUUCUGAGAAAACCUUCAAUUUUCGAGUUAUUUAUGCAAUUUUCUAGAGAAAUUUCUCAGAAAAGUGUAAAACCUGAUUAAAACUCGAGAAAAACUUUUCGUUUUUUCGGAAUUUCACAAGAAUUUCCUUAUACAACUUUAUUUUCCGGAAAACUCUUUGAGAGUUUUCAGUUUUCGAAUUUUUUGAAAUUAUUCACAACGUUUAAAGAUUUAAAUUUUUCGGAAUUACUGCGAAAAUUCUGAGACUUGAUUGAAAUUUAAUGAAAUUUCUCUAUUUUCCGUAAAUUCACAGAAUUUUCCAGAAAUUACUAGGAUUUUUUUGGAAAUUCUGAGAAAACCUUCAAUUUUCGAGUUAUUUAUGCAAUUUUCUAGAGAAAUUUCUCAGAAAAGUGUAAAACCUGAUUAAAACUCGAGAAAAACUUUUCGUUUUUUCGGAAUUUCACAAGAAUUUCCUUAUACAACUUUAUUUUCCGGAAAACUCUUUGAGAGUUUUCAGUUUUCGAAUUUUUUGAAAUUAUUCACAACGUUUAAAGAUUUAAAUUUUUCGGAAUUACUGCGAAAAUUCUGAGACUUGAUUGAAAUUUAAUGAAAUUUCUCUAUUUUCCGUAAAUUCACAGAAUUUUCCAGAAAUUACUAGGAUUUUUUUUGAAAUUCUGAGAAAACCUUCAAUUUUCGAGUUAUUUAUGCAAUUUUCUAGAGAAAUUUCUCAGAAAAGUGUAAAACCUGAUUAAAACUCGAGAAAAACUUUUCGUUUUUUCGAAAUUUCACAAGAAUUUCCUUAUACAACUCUAUUUUCCGGAAAACUCUUUGAGAGUUAUUCAGUUUUCGAAUUUUUUGAAAUUAUUCACAACGUUUAAAGAUUUAAAUUUUUCGGAAUUACUGCGAAAAUUCUGAGACUUGAUUGAAAUUUAAUGAAAUUUCUCUAUUUUCCGUAAAUUCACAGAAUUUUCCAGAAAUUACUAGGAUUUUUUUGGAAAUUCUGAGAAAACCUUCAAUUUUCGAGUUAUUUAUGCAAUUUUCUAGAGAAAUUUCUCAGAAAAGUGUAAAACCUGAUUAAAACUCGAGAAAAACUUUUCGUUUUUUCGGAAUUUCACAAGAAUUUCCUUAUACAACUUUAUUUUCCGGAAAACUCUUUGAGAGUUUUCAGUUUUCGAAUUUUUUGAAAUUAUUCACAACGUUUAAAGAUUUAAAUUUUUCGGAAUUACUGCGAAAAUUCUGAGACUUGAUUGAAAUUUAAUGAAAUUUCUCUAUUUUCCGUAAAUUCACAGAAUUUUCCAGAAAUUACUAGGAUUUUUUUGGAAAUUCUGAGAAAACCUUCAAUUUUCGAGUUAUUUAUGCAAUUUUCUAGAGAAAUUUCUCAGAAAAGUGUAAAACCUGAUUAAAACUCGAGAAAAACUUUUCGUUUUUUCGGAAUUUCACAAGAAUUUCCUUAUACAACUUUAUUUUCCGGAAAACUCUUUGAGAGUUUUCAGUUUUCGAAUUUUUUGAAAUUAUUCACAACGUUUCUAGAUUUAAAUUUUUCGGAAUUACUGCGAAAAUUCUGAAACUUGAUUGAAAUUUAAUGAAAUUUCUCUAUUUUCCGUAAAUUCACAGAAUUUUCCAGAAAUUACUAGGAUUUUUUUGGAAAUUCUGAGAAAACCUUCAAUUUUCGAGUUAUUUAUGCAAUUUUCUAGAGAAAUUUCUCAGAAAAGUGUAAAACCUGAUUAAAACUCGAGAAAAACUUUUCGUUUUUUCGGAAUUUCACAAGAAUUUCCUUAUACAACUUUAUUUUCCGGAAAACUCUUUGAGAGUUUUCAGUUUUCGAAUUUUUUGAAAUUAUUCACAACGUUUCUAGAUUUAAAUUUUUCGGAAUUACUGCGAAAAUUCUGAAACUUGAUUGAAAUUUAAUGAAAUUUCUCUAUUUUCCGUAAAUUCACAGAAUUUUCCAGAAAUUACUAGGAUUUUUUUGGAAAUUCUGAGAAAACCUUCAAUUUUCGAGUUAUUUAUGCAAUUUUCUAGAGAAAUUUCUCAGAAAAGUGUAAAACCUGAUUAAAACUCGAGAAAAACUUUUCGUUUUUUCGGAAUUUCACAAGAAUUUCCUUAUACAACUUUAUUUUCCGGAAAACUCUUUGAGAGUUUUCAGUUUUCGAAUUUUUUGAAAUUAUUCACAACGUUUCUAGAUUUAAAUUUUUCGGAAUUACUGCGAAAAUUCUGAAACUUGAUUGAAAUUUAAUGAAAUUUCUCUAUUUUCCGUAAAUUCACAGAAUUUUCCAGAAAUUACUAGGAUUUUUUUGGAAAUUCUGAGAAAACCUUCAAUUUUCGAGUUAUUUAUGCAAUUUUCUAGAGAAAUUUCUCAGAAAAGUGUAAAACCUGAUUAAAACUCGAGAAAAACUUUUCGUUUUUUCGGAAUUUCACAAGAAUUUCCUUAUACAACUUUAUUUUCCGGAAAACUCUUUGAGAGUUUUCAGUUUUCGAAUUUUUUGAAAUUAUUCACAACGUUUCUAGAUUUAAAUUUUUCGGAAUUACUGCGAAAAUUCUGAAACUUGAUUGAAAUUUAAUGAAAUUUCUCUAUUUUCCGUAAAUUCACAGAAUUUUCCAGAAAUUACUAGGAUUUUUUUGGAAAUUCUGAGAAAACCUUCAAUUUUCGAGUUAUUUAUGCAAUUUUCUAGAGAAAUUUCUCAGAAAAGUGUAAAACCUGAUUAAAACUCGAGAAAAACUUUUCGUUUUUUCGGAAUUUCACAAGAAUUUCCUUAUACAACUUUAUUUUCCGGAAAACUCUUUGAGAGUUUUCAGUUUUCGAAUUUUUUGAAAUUAUUCACAACGUUUCUAGAUUUAAAUUUUUCGGAAUUACUGCGAAAAUUCUGAAACUUGAUUGAAAUUUGAUGAAAUUUCUCUAUUUUCCGUAAAUUCGCAGAAUUUUCCAGAAAUUACUAGGAUUUUUUUGGAAAUUCUGAGAAAACCUUCAAUUUUCGAGUUAUUUAUGCAAUUUUCUAGAGAAAUUUCUCAGAAAAGUGUAAAACCUGAUUAAAACUCGAGAAAAACUUUUCGUUUUUUCGAAAUUUCACAAGAAUUUCCUUAUACAACUCUAUUUUCCGGAAAACUCUUUGAGAGUUAUUCAGUUUUCGAAUUUUUUGGAAUUAUUCACAACGUUUAAAGAUUUAAAUUUUUCGGAAUUACUGCGAAAAUUCUGAGACUUGAUUGAAAUUUAAUGAAAUUUCUCUAUUUUCCGUAAAUUUACAGAAUUUUCCAGAAAUUACUAGGAUUUUUUUUGGAAAUUCUGAGAAUCCUUCAUUUCUCGAGUUAUUUAUGCAAUUUUAUCGAAAUUAUGAGAAAUUUUUGCAAUUUUCCAGAGAAAUUACUCUAAUUUUCCAGAAAAUAAUCGAAUUGCUGCUAAAUUUCUGAGAGACUUGACAGAAUUCCAGAGAAACUUUCAUUUUCCCCAGUACUUUUUCAUUAUCUAGAGAUUUUUGCUUAAAAACAGAAAGUAAGUACCUAAACAAAAAGAUUCAGAUGAUUUUGAUCUUGACUCAGAAAUUUAGUCAUCCGAGAAAUUACCUGAAAUAUUUGAAAGUUUCCGAUUUUCAAGAAAUCCCUAGAACCUUCCAGAAAGUCACAAUUAUUUUCCAGAAAUAGUUCAGGAAUUUUUCGCUUAAAUUAGUUAAGAAUCGAUUACAUUUAUUAUGUGAACCUUAAGCUUUGUUAUGCUUGCUAAAACAUGUUUCACAAUUGGAAGAAAAUUGUUUCUAAUCUUAGAAUCAUUAAUUUUCAUAUGCAUUUGAAGCAUUAAAAUAUAAUAUUGUCACCGUCUGCGUAGUUGUAAGCUUUGAAACAAAAACUAGUCCACAUGUAAAAUAAUACGAAUAUUUAAUUGUAUUUUUUUAUUAUAUACGAUAUUUUCAAAAUAAACAAUAUACCUGAAAUA